CAUGAGGCUGACCUCCCUAGUGGAGGAGAUGGGAGAGCUGGUGUCAGCAGAGUGCCAGCGUCAGGGGGCCUGGGGGUUUCUGUGUGAGGGUACAGGGGCCCAGCUGCUCUGCCCUGAUACUGGAACUGUGCUGACCAAGGACCACAUCUUUGGUCCUGAUGGGUCCCUGCGGGUCUGUCGGGCCCUUCAUUGUGAUUCAGUCACAGGCCUCAUAAGGCCAAAUGCUCACAGUCAUAUGCUGCUGAGCAGCGGCCACACCAUGGCAGUCCCACCUGAUUACUUCCUCCACCCAGAGACUGGCAGAGUUAUGCCCAUAGUUGGGAAUGUGGGCUAUGAUCCUGCAAGCUCUACUUUAGUCUUUACAACUGACUCAUGUACAGGAGACAAUAGGAAAUGGGACAGUCCGCUUCUUCCUUUCAUUACUUACCCAACCUCCUGCCACUCAGAUCUGCCUCUGCCCAACACUCGGCUCAGAGGCCUCAGACCGGGCCAGAGACUUCAGCUGGGAGUCCCCAUGGCAGACCCAGACACGGGUGUCCCAGUGCCUAUUCUGGCAGUAACUAUCCACCCCCAGACAGGGUUAGUUUGCCCCCUGGGAGGGAUGCAUGUCUGUCCCCUUACCCGCCUGCCUCAGCCCAUACAGGCUGGCUAUCCCAUGCUGGACUCCAGGACAGGGAAUGUUGUGCUCACUGUAGGGGUCAGUCUAGAUGCAGUGACAGGAGCUGUGGUGCCAGUAGGUGGAGUUCUGCUGUCAGAGUCCGUUAUUGAACCUCUGAGUGGCCGGAUGGUGAGAGUAGGAGGGUACCAGGCCCUUCUGGACAGCAAGGUUUUGGCAGUGAUGUUCAAAGUACUGGAGCUCCUGAAGCCACUAACUGAGGAGUGGGGAUCAGACCAAACUUUGCAGCGCCAUCAGGACAGCGAGAGAGGGAGCGGUCGGCAAGAUCAUCUUCUCGCUGCAUCCAAGGAGAUCCAGCAGGCCUGGGGGAGGAGCCUGCACUGCCAGCUGCAGCUGCAGACCAGGUUGGAUAUCCUGCUGAACUGGGCUGAAUCUAUCCAGCAGGAUGGAGGGAUUUUAGGAGAGAUGCCUCUCUUAGGUUCAGAUGUGCGUGUGCCAGCUCUGCUGGGGAUGGAGUACCCAGACCCCAUGGGAUCUGGUCUGAGUGUACCUGUGUUGGGAUGUCAGACUGACCUUUCCUCUGGGAUUAUGAUUCCGUUGGCAGGAACCAUGGAGGACCCUGACGGAAAAGGCCUAGUGGCCAUCCGUUAUGGAUCUCAGACUGUCGACCCAGUGACAGGUGUGUUGGCCCCAGUGGUUGGAGCCAGGCUUGAUGUGUCCAGAAAAACUGUUGUGCCUGUCACAGCUUCCUACUGGCUAACGGUGGCAGGUCAAUCUGAUAAGAUGCAGGUAGAGGCACUGCAGAGAGAGGUGUGUGUGCGGAACACUUAUUGGCAACAUCAGAGACCACGGGAGGAAGAUAUUCUCUCUGAUCUGGACUCAGCUCUAUUCCAGUGUCUUUUUAGAGUUACAGAAGCAAACUCUUAUCAGGUCCAGUGGUCAGGGAGGCAGUUUAGGGAAGCAGCCAUGGAUCUGCACGAUUCAACACAGACUGAGGCACAGAGGAGAGCAUCUCAACGCUCCCACUUGGCUCUGAUCUUGCCUUCACAUGUAUUACACAUCCUCACUCUGGGUGACGAGCAGGAGUGGGAUCUGCAGUGUGUUUGGCACUCAGAGCUUGUGUCAGGUCUCGAUAAGGUGGAUGUGUGUAUGGAGCAGCUGCAACAAGACCAAGAAAAAUGGACAACACAGGGAGGAGACUGGGCUACAACCCUCCAUACCAUGGACAGAGAGCUGAGACAGAGAGAGUUGUGGGAGCAGUGUUGUUCCAUACAAACAGAGCUGGAGGCUGCUCUUAAUGCGCUGCACUUUGCCAGACACCUUUCUCAGCUCCGCGCCGACACUGCUCAGGCAGUACUGUGUGGACGCUUUUGGUAUAAGGAAUACGGUCUGGUCCAGUGCAGUGGACACAAGCCAACUGUGGAGGUCUGGGGUUUUCUUCAAAAAAUGGCUUUGCCUCUCCUGGAGAGACUGAACCAACUCCUGGAAGGCAAACAGCCUGCCAGCUUCUCCCCCAACAUCUCCAAUCAGCACAUUUCUGGUUUGUCAACAAAGCAGGCAGACGGGUUGGAGAUAGCCUCCAGAGUCUGGACAGCCUCUGUGCCUGUUGUGAAAGGAAUCUCCACCCAGUCUUUGAGGGAGCCUGUCAAUUUAGUUCAAUCCCAGGACACUGGUUUGCAGGCCAUCUCAGCACCAACACACAAUUCACAAAGACACACCGCAUCUACUGGCAUUCAUUCCCAGGAAAGCCAGCCUGCUCAGCCUACACAUUCUAUCUCUCUCCCCACAAUUCCAGAAGAGGAGUGGGCCAAGCUACUGGAGCUCUCUCCUCUUUUCCAGCUGUUGAAGGGGAUGGAAGUACAGCUAAAGGGUUGGGCCUGUGGGGCAGGGCUUCUUAGAGGAGAGCUUGAAGACAGAUGCAAGGGUUUUGUGGACAUCCUCGAUGCUCAGUGGGAAUGUGAGGGAGAGCUGAUCCCUUUGGACCUCUCGCUCCUUAACCCCAGAGAGUUCCUGGUCUACCAGCACGGACUAUUCCUGAUGCAUACAUUGCAAAAUCUAAAACUGACUCCAGCCAUUUCACUUCAGAUAGCAUCUAGUCUCCCAAACAACAACUACUUUAACAACGUCUUCAGAAAUUCCUUCUUUUAUCAGGAGGCAGAGGAGACGCUCUUUGUCCGUCGCCAGAGGCUCCAGUCAGUUGGAGGCUUCUCUCUGCUGCUGCUCCACUGUCUGUCCCAUGUCAAGAUUAAAGACAUGAGCUCUGACUCCAGUCCUGCCUUCCAGAGGCUUUUCUUCAAGACACUGCAGGCAUGUCUGGGAGAACUAUUUCAAGCCAGACUGGGCAUGCCCUCCUCUGGACAGGAAGCCAAUUUAUGUGUGGAAUUUCAAGACCAAGAGUCACCUUCAGGGGUCUUAAAAAGGACUCUUUCAGACUCUCAUGGUGACUCCCUACUUUACAUGUUUCACAAACCAAGCAGAGGUUUGCUGUCUGAAGAUGAAGUUGAAGAAAUUCAAAGGAAACACAGAGACACGUCUCUGCUCUGCCAUCUUGAAGGACUUUUAAGAGAGAAGAGCUCUGAAAUGUGACGGUAAUAAUUCUAUUUGAAAGACAAUAAAAAAUCCUACAAUAUAUACUUCAUUCAAGGCAAGGUUUUCUUUUAAAGUGUUACAAUCAUAGGAGAAACACAAAGGCAAAAUUGUAAUGAUGUUGAUGAGAUGUUUAUGCUUUUGUAAGAGUGUGCAAUGUAAAAAUAGACUCAAAAAAUAAACAAUUGCAAGCAAAACGGACAAUGUUACCUAUGUUUUCCAUAUUAAUAUGUCAGUUUAGAUAAGUUAUGCAAAGAUAAGGGUUAACAGAGAGGCAAUGGAAGCUAGACACGUCA
Messenger RNA from Etheostoma cragini (Arkansas darter), 3498 nucleotides. RefSeq lists its product as uncharacterized. Bases 2 to 3202 code for a protein of 1066 amino acids. The record is from RefSeq and is a predicted model, not a curated record. NCBI's taxonomy places the organism in Eukaryota, Metazoa, Chordata, Actinopteri, Perciformes, Percidae. The transcript has 21 exons.